ACGCUGUGGGUGCGCGGGGCUGCGGCCACGGCGGCUGUGGCGGCGGCGGCGGGAGCCGCGAGUCGGGGCCGCCCGGGCUGUGCUUCGCCCGGGCAGCAGCGGUGGCGGCGGCGCCUGUGGCUCAGGAUGCGGCCGGGGGGCGCGCUGCUCGCCCUGCUCGCCAGCCUGCUGCUGCUGCUGUUGCUGCGCCUGCUCUGGUGCCCGGCAGACGCGCCUGCCCACACCAGGAUCCUGGUGGAGGAAAGCAAGGAGGCCACUCACGGCACUCCCGCAGCGCUGAGGACGCUCCGGAGCCCGGCGACCGCGGCACCGCGCGCCACGAACAGCACAUAUCUGAAUGAGAAGUCGCUCCAGCUGACGGAGAAAUGCAAAAAUCUGCAAUAUGGCAUUGAGUCUUUCUCUAACAAAACGAAAGGGUAUUCAGAGAACGACUACCUUCAGAUUAUCACAGAUAUACAGAGUUGUCCAUGGAAACGGCAAGCAGAAGAAUAUGCAAAUUUUAGAGCAAAACUUGCUUCCUGCUGUGAUGCUGUUCAAAACUUUGUUGUUUCUCAGAAUAACACUCCAGUUGGGACUAACAUGAGUUACGAGGUGGAAAGCAAAAAGGAAAUCCCAAUUAAAAAGAACAUUUUUCAUAUGUUUCCAGUGUCCCAGCCUUUUGUGGAGUACCCUUAUAAUCAGUGUGCAGUGGUCGGAAAUGGGGGAAUUCUGAAUAAGUCUCUCUGUGGAGCUGAAAUAGAUAAAUCUGACUUCGUUUUUAGGUGUAACCUCCCCCCAACCACAGGAGAUGUUAGUAAAGAUGUUGGCAGUAAAACAAAUCUUGUGACUAUAAAUCCUAGUAUCAUAACUCUGAAAUAUGGGAACUUAAAGGAAAAAAAAGCCCUAUUUCUGGAGGACAUUGCAACCUAUGGAGAUGCAUUUUUUCUUCUGCCAGCAUUUUCCUUCAGGGCCAACACGGGUACCUCUUUUAAAGUGUACUACACGCUCGAAGAGUCUAAAGCAAGACAAAAGGUUCUAUUUUUCCAUCCCAAGUACCUGAAACAUCUGGCCCUUUUCUGGAGAACUAAAGGUGUGACUGCGUACCGCUUGUCCACUGGCUUGAUGAUCACAAGCGUUGCAGUGGAACUGUGUGAAAACGUGAAGCUGUAUGGAUUCUGGCCCUUCUCUAAAACUGUAGAAGACACACCUGUCAGCCAUCACUAUUAUGACAACAAGCUACCUAAACGUGGCUUCCAUCAGAUGCCCAAAGAAUACAGCCAGAUCCUCCAACUUCACAUGAAAGGAAUCCUCAAACUGCAAUUUAGCAAAUGUGAAGUCGCCUAAACAAAGUAUCUUAAAAUGGGAAUAAUUUUAACAUAAUGCAGUAGGUGAUUAACAGUGUCUCCAAACACCAAAGGAGGUGGCUACAGAGUAUUCUAAGACGAGCACCCAAAUUUGGUUUGACCAAAGCUUCCCCACUCAUUUUGCAAUGAUGGCAAGUAAUUCAAUCCUUCUAAUCUUCAUUUUUUCUCCUUGUAACGUGGACACCAUGAUAUCUGACUCAUACACAUUUUUAUAAUUUAUGAAAAUUAUUGACAUGGCCUUUGGUGUGAGGUAGGGACUCAAAGAAUAUUUCUUUGUUACUAUUUAUACCAGCCAUCUCUUCACCAGACCGAUAAUAAAAGCAUGCUGUCUUGGACAUCUCCUCUAAAGAGAAUAGCUGCCUUACCAGUAUCCAUUGGAUUUCUUUCUGUGGCAGGUCUCUAUCAAUAAUAUCCUUCCCAUUUUUCUGCCUCAGUGACUGCAUACAAGAAAAUUAUAUACUUAAACAAGAAAUUAUUGAUCAUUCAGGAAUGGAAUUCUUCUCUGAGUAUGGCAGUAUGCCCACUUCUGAUUAAAUUCACUUUUAAUAGUAGCUGUGAUGAUAUGUUGGUUGGAUUUAAGCCAUUUAUUUUCCUCUUCUGUCUACAUUUCUCAUCACUUCAUAAUUUUAUUUUAACUUCCUGCCUCAUUCUUACACCUUUUUCUAUCUCACUUAUACGUUGUACUUCAAGGACAUGAAUGGUUACAAUACCCAGUCUUUGUUACCUGUUGUCUUGUCUGUGGGGUCACUCAUUCAAUUUUGUUUUAAAAUUAUUCAAUAACUACUUAUGCCAGGCCCUGCACCAGGCUUUGUGAGAGGGCGAGAAGGAUUAUUGCCCCUCAUAGGAGAAAACAGAUGUGCAUAUCAUUAAUUAUGAUAGGGUAUGAUGAGAAUUAUAAUGACAAAAACUAUGAAUAAAGUGCUACAAGGAACAGAAGCAGAGAUAAUUAAAUCCAUUUCAGUGGAAUCUAUUUCAAUGUAUAAUAGUCUCCCCUAAUCUGCAGAUAUGGGAAGACCCCCUGUGGAUGCCUGAAACCAUUGAUGAUAUUAGAAAUAUAUAAUUGAUUAGUAAAGGUAACACAAUAUACUGAAAUAAUUAAAUAUACAAUGUGGGGACUUUAUAUGCUAUUUUAAUAAAAAUUACAUAUAGUUAGGACAUUUAGAGCUUACUUAAGUUUUUUUCCCAUAUAAUAUUCUAUCCUGACUUAAAUAUUUUUCUGUAGAACAUCAAAAUAGAAUCUCUAGUGUCACUGAUAUGAAUUUCAGAAAUAUUUCAAAUGGCUUGAGAUCAAAGAGCAUAAUGAUACCCAUGUUCCAGUAAAAGCUCAGGCUAAAAAAAAUGUUUGCGGGUUUUCUUUUGUAGAGAAAAUUGUAGACAUUUCCACAUUAGCACAUCUGAAGUUUCUGGUUCGACAUCUGUGUUGCCAUCCUAAAAGCAUGUUUGAAAUUUUAAAACAAUUCUACCUAGAUUCACAUUAGCCAAAAAUCUUUGGGUAAACAGAUACCCAGAGAUUUCAUAAAGUGUGUUAUAGCCUGAAUUCAUGGUAAUUAAUCUACAAAUCUGCAAAAUAGUGUUCAUAGCUUUUCUUUUUAUUUUGAUCUUGGUGAAAAACUUGCAGUAACUCACUAUUACAGAGUGACAAGAACUGUGACUCAUGUUUUAUUAUUUACAUAGCUGAUGUGGUGUAUUGUCGAUAUCCAUAUUCUGUCAUAUUUAGACACAUUCAUUGUGACACAUAUAACGUGCAUUCUUUUUAUCUUUUUCUCCAGUGGAUCUGUAGCUGUGAUUUCACAACAGAUUGGGGUUGUUGGGCAUUACUUAGAACUUUCUAAAAUGCGAUAGAACAUGAAUGUUGACAAUAUCACACAUCAGCUAUGUAAACUGUAAAACAUAACUCACAGGUCUUUUUGUUCUGUAAUAGUGAAUUAUUGCAAAUUUUUCAAGAGCAAAACAAAAAGAAAAACUAUAAACUGCGUCUUGUAGAUUUGUAGAUUCACCACAACCAAGUCUGACUGUGACACUGUGUGUGUAAUCAGCAUAGCUUAAAUGUUUUUAGAUCUAAUGUGAUCUUCUGCUCUUACAGCUCAGGUACAACCAAGGGCAAUGAGAAUGGAAAGUCUGAGUUCUGGUACUAGACAAGAGUUGCACUUUAGGCCAGGCACAAUGGCUCACACCUAUAAUCCCAGCACUUUGGGAGGUCAAGGUGGGUGGGUCGCUUGAGGCCAGCAGUUCGAGACUAGCCUGUGAUAGUGAUAACCCCUCUCUACAAAAAACAAAAAAAUUAGCUCAGCAUAGUGGUGUGCACUUGUGGACCCAGCUACUUGGAAGCUAAGGAGGGAGGAUCACUGGAGCCCAGGUGGCAGAGGCUGCAGUGAGCUGGGACUGUACCACUGCAUUCCAGCCUGUGUGACAGGGUGAGAUCCUGUCUCAAAAAAAAAAAAAAGUAGUCCUUUAGUUAGGAUUCUAGCUCAUAAUGCUACAUACUAUCAGUUUCUAAGAGAAAUACUAGCUUGCUUGAUUCUAUUUUCCACUUGUUGUUCAGCCUCAUUGGGUAAUGAAACAGAAUAACAAGAUUCCAAUAUAAUUUUCAGCCAAAUCCAAAGGCAAGGCAGAAAUGUUCAUUUAAGUAUAUAGUCCAUAGUACUCUGUGGUCCCCGCAAAGGGCUCCAUGAUCAAUCACAUAAUGUUAAUUUUUGCACAGUAUAAUAAUCCUCUAACAUCCUUGAAGUCUCUGGUGCUUUUCCCUUUGAACAAAAGGCAAUGACAAACAGAUCAUGACUUUCGCUAAAGGAGAUUUCCCUCUUCAUGUGAGUCCUAACCCAGUAACUGUGUGGGCUCUCAGCCAGGUAAUCAGUCAAGAACUCUUUCUUUGAGGACUCUCUGCAGAAUACAGAAUUAAGCAGUAAAUCAGACCUGUUUUUGCCUAAAUUUUUCCUUGCUUACAAAAAAUUUACCAGUUAAGUAUUAUGUGAUGUCAAGUACCCUAAAUCAAUCCAUGAAUUAGGAAGCUUUGGGAAAAUUGGAAAAUUUUGUGGAAAACAGGUCCACUAACAUCCUAAACAGCUACCGCAGAAGUAUAGUUAUGAUGUGAUAUAGAGUAUAUUGUGACCUUCAAAACAUUUUAUUUAUCUAACAUGACAUGGAAACACAUUAUUAUGCCAUUAAAAAUUGGAGGCAUUGUAGGAAUUCAUCUGAUAUAUCUGAUGCACUUAAUCUAAUAAGAUUAUUUCUUUCUUUAUACUAAUAAAAAAAUUCCACUUGAGGCUGCUAGGAGUGUUUAAGAUGUCCUAUUUACAUGUGGCUUCAGAAGGCUGAUCCCAUAGUGAGGAACAGCGUCACCAGUACCCUCCCAAGAGUGGAAAGGCAAGAAUAUUUCUCACGCUCUUUCUUAUUUGGGGUCAUCACUCUUCCAGAAGCAUUCUUUUUUUCAAUUAAAAAAUGUGGGAGAUAUAUGAUAAAGAUGCACCACUUAUGUAAUGGAGACAGGGCAAACUCUUUAGCAGAUAGUAUUGAAACAUUGGCUCACUGCAUGGAGAAAAAUGCCUACAUUGCACCAUAUAAAAAGUUGGACUCCAGAGGAAUGAAAACGAUGGAUUAAAAAGAAAAUUUUAAAGCUCAUAGAAGAAAAUGUAGAAGAAUUAUGUUUGAGAUAUGGGUGAGGAACUGUACUUCUUCGACAUGACCCAAAAAUAUUUUUUUAAAGAGUUGGGCUAAGAAAGGAUAGCUAUGACUAUAUUAAAAUGAAGGACUUCUAGUCAGUGAAUGACACCUUAAAGUUAAUAGGCUGGGGACAGACUGAAAUAGCUUUUAGUAAUGCAUAAAAUUAAUGACAUUAAUAGACAUUCCAAGGAAUUAUAAAUCAACAAGUAAAAGACAGGAAACUCAGUAUAAAAAUGAACAAAAGAUAAGAAUGUAAUUUACAAAGGGGAAAACUGAGUAGCUAAUAAGAAUAGGAAGUGAUGCUCAAAUUUACCAGAAACCUGAGAAAUACAAAUGAAAGUGAGAUACUAUAUCCGUUGCAUUGGUAAAAAUUAGUAAGGUCAUGGUGGAAGUAUAAGCUGAUUGAAUCAUUUUGGAAAGUAACCUAGGAGUACUGAGUUAAUAAAAUUCAUCACAUGCCUGUCCCGUAGUCCAGUAAUUGCUCUUUUGGAUAUACAGCCUAGAGAAUUUGUUCUGAUCUGCACAAAAAAACAAGUACUAAGAUAUUUAUUCCAUUAUUGUUUGCAGUAGUAGACAAUUGGACACACAGAUGUCUGUUUCUUAGGAAGUCAGUGAACUAACUUGGCUGGAUCCAUGGUGUGGAAUACAAUACGGCAGUUAGAAGCAACUUAGUGGACAUAUAUAGAGAAAUAAGGGCAUAUCUAAGGGUAUAUCCUUAAAAUUUAGCAUAAAGGGAAAACAAGAGCUUUAGCACAAUGCCAUUUAAUUACAUUAAAGCAUAUGCAUGCAUACAUACAAACAUAUUCACGGCUACGUGUCAAAUACAAGAAGGGUACCCAUUAAGAAGAGAGUAAUCGGAGUGGGUUUAGGGAUAAAGAAGAAAAAUAUACAUGUUCUUAUAUUUAAUACAGCAAGCCUUUGACAUAUAUAUUCUUAAACUCACAUAUGAUAUUCUUAUUACUACAUAAAUAAAUAUAGAAGCUGACUCAAAAUGGUGAGUAGCUUACAUAAGUUUGCAUUAUAUAUAAGAGCAGAGCUAGUAUUCAACUCAUAUGUCUGACUCUAAAGCCAAUAUUAUUGCCAUUAUGUAAUUACAAAAUGAAAAGAAAAAUCAGUAUUAUCCCAUGUCAUUGACAUGUAAUAAACGGCACAUAUUUACAUACAUGCAGAUACCCAUGAAAUCGUCUCUCCAAUUAAGACAAUGUGUAUAUUCAUUUCCCCAAAAUGUUUUAUUGUGCUAUUUUGUAAUCCCUCCCUCUUCCUCCUCCCUGUCCAUCCCACUCUGGUCCCCAGAAAAUUCCUAAUCUGUUUUUCUAUAGACUAAUUUACAUUUUUACACUAUAGACUGUUUACAUUUUUUAGAAUUUUAUAUAAAUGGAAUCUUACCAUCUGUAUUCAUUUCUUGUCUUGCACUUUUGCUUGACAUAAUAAUAUUAAAAUUAAUUCAUGUUGAUUGUGUAUCAGUAGUUUAUGCCUUUAUUUACUGAGUAGAAUUAUGUUAUAUGGAUGUACCACAGUUGGCUUAUCUGCUCACUUAUUGAUGAACAUUUUAGUAUCUCCUGAUUUUGGCUAUUACAAAUAAAGGUAUCAUGAACAUUUAUGUGCAA
Rhinopithecus roxellana (golden snub-nosed monkey) is the source of this 6610-nucleotide messenger RNA. RefSeq names its product ST8 alpha-N-acetyl-neuraminide alpha-2,8-sialyltransferase 6 (gene ST8SIA6). NCBI's taxonomy places the organism in Eukaryota, Metazoa, Chordata, Mammalia, Primates, Cercopithecidae. The coding region runs from base 127 to 1323 and encodes 398 amino acids. Gene Ontology annotation, molecular function: alpha-N-acetylneuraminate alpha-2,8-sialyltransferase activity. The record is from RefSeq and is a predicted model, not a curated record. The transcript is spliced from 8 exons. Gene Ontology annotation, biological process: N-glycan processing; oligosaccharide metabolic process.